This is a messenger RNA of Fusarium oxysporum Fo47, 2408 nucleotides long. Its product is annotated as tryptophan synthase beta subunit-like PLP-dependent enzyme. Gene Ontology annotation, biological process: L-threonine biosynthetic process. Bases 78 to 2408 code for a protein of 776 amino acids. The transcript is spliced from 11 exons. Gene Ontology annotation, molecular function: threonine synthase activity. The record is from RefSeq and is a predicted model, not a curated record. NCBI's taxonomy places the organism in Eukaryota, Fungi, Ascomycota, Sordariomycetes, Hypocreales, Nectriaceae.
CCGUUCGCGACUCAUUCCAUCCCAUUUCCCAACGAGGGGCACCAAGAAUUUUCCAAGCAUCAACAAGCAAAACAACAAUGGCGAACGAUUCGACACAUACGCAAUCGCAAGUAUACCUCUCAACAAGAGGCGGUGACUAUGGUCUCUCCUUCGAGACCGUUGUCCUGAAGGGAUUGGCUGCCGAUGGCGGUCUUUUCCUCCCCCAUGAGAUUCCCGCAGCGACAGAAUGGCAAAGCUGGAAAGACCUCUCGUACCAGGAAUUGGCCUUCCAGAUCUUCAGCCUCUACAUCUCCCGCAGCGAAAUCCCCGCCGAAGACCUACAAGGCAUCAUCAACCGAAGCUACUCUACGUUCCGCGCUCAAGAAGUCACACCCCUCGUCCAAUUGAAGGACAACCUGCACCUCCUCGAACUCUUCCACGGCCCUAGUUACUCUUUCAAGGACUGUGCGCUGCAGUUCCUCGGUAACCUUUUCGAGUACCUUCUUGCGCGAAAGAACGAGGGCAAGGAGGGCAAGGACCGACAUCAUUUGACUGUUGUUGGUGCGACGAGUGGUGAUACUGGAUCCGCUGCUAUUCAUGGUUUGAGGGGUAAGAAGGAUGUGUCUGUUACUAUUCUGCAUCCCAAGGGCCGUGUCAGCCCUAUCCAGGAGCUUCAGAUGACGACGUGCACUGAUGCCAACGUGCACAACCUUGCCGUCACUGGUACCUUUGAUGAUUGCCAAGACAUCGUCAAGGCCUUGUUUGGCGACCCCGAGACCAACGCCUCCCUCAAGCUCGGCGCCGUCAACUCCAUCAACUUCUCCCGCAUUCUCGCCCAGAUCGUCUACUACUUCUACUCCUACUUCUCCCUCGCCAAGAAGUCCUCCACCUUCAAGGUCGGCGACAAGGUCCGCUUCGUCGUCCCCACCGGAAACUUUGGCGACAUCCUCGCUGGCUACUUUGCCACUCGCAUGGGUCUUCCCGUCGACAAGCUUGUUAUCGCGACUAACGAGAACGAUAUCCUUGACCGAUUCUGGAAGACUGGAAAGUACGAGAAGCAGCCUGCCAAGGGCCCCGAGGCCCAGGGUGGUCUGGAGAUCGAUGGUGUUAAGGCCCAUGAGGAGGGCGUCAAGGAGACUCUUAGCCCUGCUAUGGACAUUCUGGUUUCGAGUAACUUUGAGCGUCUGCUUUGGUUCUUGGCUUACGAGUUUGCUGCUACUGUUGGUAUGGAUGUUGAGUUUAACCGAAAGCAAGCUGGUCAAGAAGUCGCCACUUGGCUCAAGGAUCUCAAGGUCAAGGGCGGUUUCGGCCCCGUCUAUGUCGAUGUUCUCAACAGCGCCCGCAAGACCUUUGAGAGCGAACGUGUCAGCGAUCCCGAGACCCUCGAGACCAUCAAGAACAUCUACGAGCAAGACGGCUACAUUCUCGAUCCUCACUCCUCCAUCGGCGUCACCGCCUCUCUCCGAUCUGCCCAACGCGCCGAGGCCAACCUUCCUCACAUUUCUCUGUGCACAGCUCACCCCGCCAAGUUCGCUGGUGCCGUUGAGCUUGCCCUCAAGGAUGAGAAGGACUUUAACUUCCAGGAGAAGGUUCUUCCCGAGGAGUUUGUCGGUCUUGAGAAGUUGCCUAAGCGUGUUUCUGAUGUUUCGAAUGAUUGGAAGGCUGUGAGGGAGCUUGUCAAGGAGCAAAUGAAAGGUGUUAGUUCUGAUGAUGAAGUGAAUGUUGCUGAUCCGGUCUCGGGAAGCACGUGGGUAAAUCUUGAGGUUUGGCUGGUAUCUUAUUUGACAAAAAUGAGACCUCAUUUGUUCACUCUGCCUUUGCUCUCGGGUCUGGUCAGCAUAUCAGCUGCAGCCAACACCGAAAGCGGCUAUCUAGCAACCGUGACCCUCGCCCCAACAGCCUCAGGAGCCGAAGCUUUUGACCUUGAGGAAAAGCGCGCAGAAUGUUUUCAAGCUUGUUACAAGACUUAUGGAAACUACAAUUCUUGUACUAGAGAAGGUGUUGCUCAGUGCUGGUGUAAUGAGUCCGAUGAUUGGGUUGAGAGAGAGGAGGAUUGUGUUUGGGACAUCUGUGGCCCAUCUGCUUAUAACCUCUAUGCGACUGUUUUGAGGAGGGUUUGUGAGACUGUUACGGCAUCUGCUAGUCAGACCAUUGAAACUGGAUCAACGUCAUCCGAUGAGAGGAUUACUUCAACUUUCGCAGAGACCACGAGCAAAAGCGCAGCCCAGACUACAAGCAAAGCUGAAGCUAGUCGAGCUCAAGCCACAGAGACUUCAACUUCUGGUAGUGAUUCCACAACAGCUAGCAGUGAGACAGCAGCAGCAACUACGAGUGCUGAGCCCAACCGGGCCUGUAAAAGGGGUUCGCCUCUGGGUGUUCCACUGGUCCUUACGAUUGGCGCAAUCUAUCUUGCUGGAAUGGCUUUUUAA